CGGGUCCCGGCAAAUAUAACUCCUCUGUAACGGGUACUACUUGGAAAAACACAAAAGAUGUUUGUCCUGCACCAAACAGCCAUUGGACACUGAUGUUAUAGCGAUGUUUCUGUUCACCGUCUCCACCUUACCGCUUAGGCAGGCUUCAACACUGGGCCAUAAAAAUGCUGCUAAGAAAGUCUACAGAUUAUUUGUACAGAGAGCUCAUGGAAAAUGUCCUGUGACUUUUCAUCAAAGAUUUGCAUCGAAUGCGCCAAAUUUGAAGUCUCAUCCUUCACCAGAUAGCAGUGUAGCAAAACUGGCUGCUGAAGAGAUUCCCGUCAGUUCAGACAUCGGGAAGAAGCACAUAGUGCCUAUGUAUGACGUGGAUAAGGUUUCAAGGGACUGUCAUAUCAUCUAUCACCGACGCCUUUACUUGAUUGGGAUCAAACAAACCUUUUACGUUUCUCUUGGAGCAUUCGCAAUGCUAAGCUUUGGAACGUUUGUGUGUAUGAACUCGGGGGAGGCUGAAGAUGUCCUGAUUCCACUUUUAGAUAUUGAAGUUCCUGACAUUCUUUUAGGAUAUGUAUGCCUUAUAUCUUUCAUGAUAGUCAAUGUUGCAUUUAACUUAUAUCGGCAGAACAAACUGUCUGUAAUAAGGGUUUAUCAAACACCAAAACCAGACAGGUACAUAGCAAUUGUGAUAGAUGGCUUAAAAAAACAGAAAACUGUGGAAUUUGGUCUCGAUGAUUUGACGCCAACAAAUUAUGGAAGAAAGAUAAAAAAGGGUAAUGCCAAGAUUGGUGACAGAAUCGUGGCACUGCACUUGGAUGACUUUAUAAAUGACUCAUACUACAACAAGCUGUUCAAACUGGAAAAAAGACCCAUAAAUAUGAAACGGAAAACUACAACAUUACCCAGGACAGAAGAAGCAAGGAUUACCAAUGACAAAUGUGAUAGUUAGAAAAUUAGGAUAUUUUAUUUGCUUGUAGCACGAUGCUGUUAUUGAAUUAUUAAAUUAUAACUGUUUAUUUAUAUCAGAGUGAUUGAUUCAAUGAUUUGAGAAUCCUCUUACCUUGCUUCCAAUGAGCUGAACAUAUGUUAAAAAUAUUUCUUUUAUAAGUAUGGUAUUUUUUUUCUUGAGUUCUUAUGAAAUAAAUUUUAUUUUAUCCAGAUUGAUAAGUGAAAACCAAGGUUUAAGACUUUGCAUGUGUUCUAAUUUUGCAGUGAUCCAUGGAUGUGUUUCAAUAAAACUUUGCAAUCUUCAAAACAUGGAAUAGUUUAGUGUGCUGUCUCUGUGACAUAUCUUGUUUAUUUAAUGUCACUUAGAACUGCUUCACUUUUACCCCUCGGAAUAUACAUGUACUUGUAAAUGAUGUCAGAGUGACAACCAAUAAAAUAAACAUAUUCA
Molecule: messenger RNA, 1390 nt
Organism: Mya arenaria
Lineage: Eukaryota; Metazoa; Mollusca; Bivalvia; Myida; Myidae
Exons: 3
Coding region: 104-943 (279 amino acids)
Source: RefSeq, a predicted model, not a curated record